Gopherus flavomarginatus (Mexican gopher tortoise) is the source of this 2279-nucleotide messenger RNA. RefSeq names its product heparan sulfate 6-O-sulfotransferase 3 (gene HS6ST3). Lineage: Eukaryota; Metazoa; Chordata; Testudines; Testudinidae. The transcript has 4 exons. Gene Ontology annotation, molecular function: heparan sulfate 6-sulfotransferase activity. The coding region runs from base 1 to 1239 and encodes 412 amino acids. Gene Ontology annotation, cellular component: membrane. The record is from RefSeq and is a predicted model, not a curated record.
AUGGACGAGCGGCUCCACAAGUGGCUCCUGCCGCCGCUGCUGACGCUGCUCUUCGUGCUCAUCAUGUACCAGUACGUGUCCCCGUCCUGCCCCGGCGCCGCCUGCCCGCGCCGCCCGCCCGCCGCGCACCGCGGGGCCCCGGCCCGGGCCGCCCAGCAGCCACAGGAGGAGGGGGCGGCGGCGCUGCCGCGGCUGGUGCCCAAGUUCCCGUUCGCGCGGGCUGAGCUGUGCCGCCGGGUGCAGUUCGACAUGCGGGGCCGCGACGUGAUCGUCUUCCUGCACAUCCAGAAAACUGGCGGCACCACCUUCGGGCGGCACCUGGUGCGGAACAUCCGCCUGGAGCAGCCCUGCUACUGCCGCGCCGGCCAGAAGAAAUGCACCUGCCACCGGCCCGGGGGGGACAAGGACACCUGGCUCUUCUCCCGCUUCUCCACCGGCUGGAGCUGCGGGCUGCACGCCGACUGGACCGAGCUCACCAGCUGCGUGCCCGCCGCCAUGGACAAGAAGCACACUAGCCAAAAACUCAAAAGGAACUUCUAUUACAUCACAAUGCUGAGGGAUCCAGUGUCACGGUAUUUGAGUGAAUGGAAACACGUCCAGAGAGGAGCAACAUGGAAAACUUCCCUCCACAUGUGUGAUGGAAGAAGUCCAACGCCAGAUGAGCUGCCUACCUGUUACCUGGGGGAUGACUGGUCUGGAGUCAGCUUGCAAGAGUUCAUGCAUUGUGGUUACAACCUGGCUAACAACCGCCAGGUUCGCAUGCUGGCAGACCUAAGCCUGGUUGGAUGUUACAACUUGACUUUUAUGAAUGAAAGUGAGAGAAAUAUGAUCCUUCUCCAAAGCGCCAAGAACAACCUGAAAAACAUGGCCUUUUUUGGACUCACAGAGUUUCAGAGGAAAACACAGUAUCUCUUUGAGAGGACAUUCAACCUUAAGUUCAUUUCCCCAUUCACCCAGUUCAAUAUUACCCGGGCCUCUAAUGUGGAUAUUGAUGAAGGGUCCCGGAAGCGCAUAGAGGUGUUGAACUUUCUGGACAUGCAGCUUUAUGAAUAUGCUAAAGACCUCUUUCUCCAACGCUUUCAGUACUCCAAGCAAGAGGAGCACCAGAAGAACCGGCAAAAACGGCGGGAGGAGCGGAAGCUACUCCGGGAGCAAAGGGCGCACCAGUGGCAGAAGGAAGAAUCAGCAGCAGAAAUAGCUGUUACUGAAGAUUAUAACAGUCAAGUGGAGCGAUGGUGACGCUUUUCAUUCUUAGACAAAUAAAAGAAAAGAGAAUUGAAAACCCUGAUAAUUUCUUGAACUUGGUUACUCAGAGAUUACACAAGGAAUGAGUAGUGUUGCCUUGGUAGAUGAGACUGAGUCUCACAGCUGCCCUUCUUUGUCUUAGUUUUUCUUAGUUUCUAUCAGCUAGGAGAAUAUAUAUAUAUUUUUGUGUUUCUCAAUGCUCCUUAUAUCAGUGUUAUUAACUGGCAGUGGAAUAGAUUCUUAUCAAAUACUAACUUCUUUCAAAGGCCUAAGCGAUGAGAGUGGCUGGAAAAGAUAGCUCUUUUUUUUCCAUUAACUGAUGUACUCUGUACAGUUUGAGCAGCUGAAACUUGUGAUGAUAUGAAUCAAAAAUCAGAGAACCACUGAGCUGCUGACACUGGUGUAUUUCAGACUGUCCUGCGUAGCUGUGUUCUGUAUUGAAUGCAACAGAGAAAACCAUGUUGCCCUUCAGAUGUUUACAUGUAGUGUUUUAAGUAAGAAAAAGAAAAUACUGAAUGUGAUUAAAUUACAUUUAGGACUAGGUGACACAUGGGGCUGAAACUAUUCUUUUAUUUCUGAAAGCCUGCAGUCAUGGGCGGUUUAUAAGUGAAAUGAGUUAGAAGGUCUUAACCUAAUCCCUAGCAGAUUUGGCUGUGCAUCACCAAAACCUGCUAGUAAGCAGGCUCCAUUCUGAGAGAGCCUGGCAAAUGAAUGGCAUAAGUACUACUGCUGAGAAAUGAGAUCCAUUCUGGGGAAGCUCACACAGGCCUGUUCACCCUAUCUGGAUGGAGGUAACAAUAUCAGCUUUGACUUUUGUGAAAGGUGAAAUCCACAAAGGGCGUGGAAUAAGAAAGGCAAGAAAAAGAGUGGAAAAAGCUGAAGUAUUAGUCGGACACUUUCCAAAUUUGUUAUAAGGGCUCUGGUCAUAAAGGUACACUGAAUCUUGAGAGGUGUAUGUGUUUGUUAUGAGCCUUGGUGGGAAGAGAGCUCUGAGCUGAAUGGGGUGGGCCCAUGCUGUGCUGAGUUUUGGCAAG